This is a messenger RNA of Pyrenophora tritici-repentis Pt-1C-BFP, 1068 nucleotides long. Its product is annotated as Qor, NADPH:quinone reductase and related Zn-dependent oxidoreductase. Lineage: Eukaryota; Fungi; Ascomycota; Dothideomycetes; Pleosporales; Pleosporaceae. Gene Ontology annotation, molecular function: oxidoreductase activity; zinc ion binding. Gene Ontology annotation, cellular component: mitochondrion. The record is from RefSeq and is a predicted model, not a curated record.
AUGUCACAAACACACACAACCACGGCACCUACAACCACCCUCCCCGAAACAAUGCAAGCAUGGCAAUUCACAUCCAUCACCACCACUCUCUCCCAAGCUCUCGAGCUCAACUCCUCCGCCCCCCUCCCCACCGCUCCGCUUAACCCAGGAGAAUACCUAAUCCAAGUCCACUACGCCUCCCUCAACCCCGUCGACUACAAGCUCCCCGAGCUGCCCCUAAUCCCACGCCUCAUCCUUCCCUCCCCCUGCACGCCCGGCCUCGAUUUCAGCGGCCGCAUCGUGGCUGCCAGCCCAACCAGCACCAUCCCAAUCGGCACCAUGGUCUUCGGCAAGCUCGAACCCAAACACCGUUUCGGCUCCCUAGGCGCCUACAUCAUCGGCUCCAAAGAAGGCACCGUGCCCCUCCCCUCAGGCGUGAGUGCCGAAGCAGGCGCCACACUGGGCGUAUGUGGCCUAGUAACUUAUCAAUGUCUGCAACGCAACGUCAAAGCAGGCGACCACGUCCUGGUCAACGGAGGCUCCGGCGGAACAGGCACCUUCGCCGUUCAAAUCGCAAAAGCCCUCGGCUGUGUCGUUACAACCACGUGCUCGGGCGCCAACGCCCAGUUAUGCAGAGACCUAGGCGCUGACCACGUAAUCGACUAUCGCACCGAAUCCGUUGUCGACGUCCUCGCAGCUUCUGGUCGUAAAUACAACUUUGUUCUCGAUAACGUUGGCGCUACGGCGGAGCUUUACUGGCAGGCGCCGCAGUUCACGGCGCCGGACGCAAAGUACGUGCAGAUUGGGUCGCAAGUUAGUGUAGCGUUUUUGUAUGAUCUAGCGUGGCGGUUCCUGGUGCCGUCAUGGUUGGGCGGUGGACAGCGAGCGUUUGCGUUUGGCAAGACGGCUACGAAUUAUGAGGAUUUUGUGGCUUUGGGCAAGAUGGUGGCGGCGGGUAGGGUCAGGCCGGUGAUGCAGGAGGUUGUGGAGUUUGAUGGGGUGAGGGGCGCGUAUGAGAUGUUGAGGGCGGGGAGGUGUAGGGGGAAGAUUGUUGUGAGGGUCUUGGAUGAGAAGGACGAACAGGAGUAA